Messenger RNA from Drosophila innubila, 2252 nucleotides. It is a transcript of the gene mtsh, whose product is annotated as protein mitoshell. The record is from RefSeq and is a predicted model, not a curated record. NCBI's taxonomy places the organism in Eukaryota, Metazoa, Arthropoda, Insecta, Diptera, Drosophilidae. Bases 1 to 2052 code for a protein of 683 amino acids. The transcript is spliced from 5 exons.
AUGAAUAACGGAAGCAAUGCUCCCAUAUAUCAUAUGCCAGCCAUGGCCAUGGAGUCCCAUGGUGUCCAGCAGUCCAUGUACCAGCAACGCACCUAUGUGGAUCGCAGUCGCAUGGCCGUCACAGAUGUCUAUGUGCAGGAGCAUGUGUCGCAGAGCUCCUGCUCCUGGUCAGUGAGUUCCCCGCAUGUGCACGUGCGUGCUCCAGUUUACCUACAAACCGGUCGAGCUCCGUAUAUAGGUAACAAUCCCGGUCCUCCACCGCCACCGCAAGGACAACCGCAUCCAUCAGUGCAAGGUCGAUUUGGCUACAUGUCCGUGCCGGGAAAUGUGCAGUAUUAUGCAGCAAGUUCGGCUUCCAUGAAUUCCUACGGGCAAAUGUACAUGCAACAUUCUUCGGCAUCCGCCAACGUUGGUGGCGUCUAUGUGCCGCCGUAUCAUUCGAUGCAGAUGCGUACCAAGGAAACUUCAAGUCAGACACUGGCGCAUAUUAAGCGUAGCUGUGAUGCAGCCACUCAAACUGAUCUCAUUGGCGAUGCUCCACCCAUGACGAAACUGAAUGUCAGUGACAGCAAGGAUUCGAGCAACAGCUCUCUAGACAGCUCCGAGAUACAGGGUGUUCAGCAGGGCGAGCGUCGCAAUUCGGAGGUGACAUUGCCCGUGCAGCGUCUACAGGAUAUCACACGGAUUUCGCUGCAGGGCAGCGACAUUGCCGAACGUUUGGCCAAUGCGCAUCGCCAGCGUCCUUGUUUCAAGAAGAUGGACACGUUGUGUGCACGCCUUAAGCAGGACUUACUGCGUCCGGAUGGUGUGCUGCCUAACAUCAACUCUCAGGGCAUUGCUUGGGCUGUCAAGGAUUUCAUUUUUGUUUUCACUCGCAUUGUCAAUUCGUGGGUAAUACUCAAGGGAUAUGUGUACAAUACUCCUGAGGGUCUUAACAAGAUCAAGGACGAGCUGCCGGAUGGCUUUAUGGCCGCCUUUGAUUGCUGGCAGAUCAGCACACUCACUCUGGUCGACAUGAUCAUCAAGUCGUUUGUAAAUCUCGAUAGUAUGCUGCAGAAGCAAAAGAACAGUUUCUCCAAACCGGACAUUAACAAUUGGAGCAGCAACGGAAAUAGCAGCGAUUCCAAUUCCAGCAAUAAAACCCUUAAUGGCACUGAUAUCGUGUCGGAAGUCGAAGCUGGACGUGGCCCCAGUGCCUACAGCACACCGCAGAGUAACACGAAAAAUAGCGCCAGUGGCGAUGCCCUGGACAAUAGCUUUAAUAGGCCACAGGUGCAGCUAAAUCCCAAUUGCAUGGAUAACAAACCGAUGGCCGGUAAGAAUUUGAAUUAUUUGUAUACAAUGGUUCAGGAUUCGGAGGAGGCACAGCGCUGUGUAAACGCCAAUGGCACAUAUCUAAAGACUGGAACAUAUACGCCGCUCAUGAAGGACGCUACUCAAGUCGAGCAGUCACCACAGACUCCACCAAAAAGCAUUCCCAUGGUCUGGGUGCAAUCAAACGUGCCCAAUGCCAGGAACAGCCCCUGUCUGCCGGCACAACCUUUGCCACAGCAAUCACUGGAGCAAUCCAAGACGGUGCUCAAAAGUCCAACAGCAAAGCUAAAGUCCCAGUGUCGUCAUAACGAUGUGAAACCCUACACAACACCAAUGAGUCUGAUGGGUCGGGAGAUGGCACGCAAAUUGUUUGAGCUGAGCAAUCGCAUAAUGCAGAUGCAGAACAUCGAUCGUUUCUUUCAAAAGCUGUUUACACUCAACUAUUAUCCGUAUUUCUAUGAGCGUUGCCAGCACGAGUUCAUUGAUGUCCGUGCCAUCAUAUUAAAAUGUGAGAGCGCAACCUAUCAGCAUGUGUUCCAGGCCAUUCACGAUUUGCGACGCAUUAUAUUCUUGGUGCGCAACGAUCUUAAGGAUCAUACCAACAUGGAUUUGCGUCUAUAUACAGCUCUCUAUGAGCGCUCCAUCAACGAGAUGCUAUCCAAGCCGCCCUAUCAAAUCCAGCACUUCGAGCAUAUCACUGGACGUCCCGGCGAGAAACUUUUUAACUUUGACAUUUGAACUGCUUUUGCAUUUAUUCAUUUGAUUUUUUUUUAACAAUUCCGUAUCAACGGUAUCCACUCAGCAUAGUUAUUAGCUUUUCAAUUUUUUCAUUAUUACUUAGCUUUUUAAUUUGCAAUACUAAUCGUAGAAUAAUUAAUCAAAAUAGCAUGGUUUUCACAGCAGAACUCAAUAUUUCGGCUGUAAGCAAUGUGAUAUUA